Neoarius graeffei (lesser salmon catfish) is the source of this 3472-nucleotide messenger RNA. It is a transcript of the gene pgap4, whose product is annotated as post-GPI attachment to proteins GalNAc transferase 4. Gene Ontology annotation, molecular function: glycosyltransferase activity. Bases 1355 to 2512 code for a protein of 385 amino acids. The transcript is spliced from 2 exons. Gene Ontology annotation, cellular component: Golgi membrane. The record is from RefSeq and is a predicted model, not a curated record. NCBI's taxonomy places the organism in Eukaryota, Metazoa, Chordata, Actinopteri, Siluriformes, Ariidae. Gene Ontology annotation, biological process: GPI anchor biosynthetic process.
GCGGGGCGUGUGUGGGCAUGUGAGGACACUCCUCCUCACCAAUCAGUGCACAGGGGAGUGUCUGCUCACGCCCCCAACCUCACUCGGCUCGUUUUGGCUCGCUUCAGCCCCACUCCAAAACGGUGCGAGUUUUAGGGGCUAAGCAGGGCUGAAGCGAGCUGAGUCGUGCUGGUUUUUGGUAGUCGAAACGCGAGCUGUGUCGGGCUGAAGUGAGCUGAAAAAGGGUAGUGGAAAAGGGCCAUUAGAGUCACCAGUUAACCUAACCUGCAUGUCUUUGGACUGUGGGGGAAACCGGAGCACCCGGAGGAAACCCACGCGGACAACAUGCAAACUCCGCACAGAAAGGCCCUCGCCGGCCCCGGGGCUCGAACCCGGACCUUCUUGCUGUGAGGCGACAGCGCUAACCACUACACCACCGUGCCGCCCUAUUCCCACUGACGUCCUCCUGAGUGAAAUUGAUGUUGAUAUCCACUGCAUUGAUGUGCUGAGAGAAGGCUUCCACCUCAUGGGUUUUGAUUUUAACCCAGGUAUCAUCCACAUAUCUGAACCAGUGGCUGGGAGCAACUCCUGAAAAAGUGGUCAAAGCUUUAUGUUCCACUUCCUCCAUGUAAAGAUUGGCCACAAUAGGGGACACCGGUGAGCCCGUGGCACAUCCAUGCGUCUGUCUGUAGAAACUUUCAUUAAACUGGAAAUAAGUGGUGGUCAGGCAGGACUGAGGAAGCCUUUCGGAUGAGAGGUGAAACGUCUUCAAGAAUCUUCAAGCAAGUCCAGCUGCUCUCUUUUACCGCCCACAGUUACUGCGGCCUGGAUGACUGACAAUCUUCACAGACUUCUAAUCGAGAAUUUUCCGAACUCGUUUCGCUCGCGCGCGCGCUCUGGUGGCCAUUAGAACCCGGAAGUGUUUACCGAGUUCUAAUAAGGAAGCUGUGCGCGUGCACGACGCGGAUUAUUUUUUUUGUGGUUUUUGCGGCUUUCUGGCGGCGGCGGGGUCUGAGGGGAACCUGGAGCAGCUCGCACUGCUGGCGGACCCAGAGCGGCGUGUUUAAUGAGAAGCGGCUGGGAGCUAACUGAGCUAACCGCGCUAACUGAGCUAACCGCGCUAACCGAGCUAACCGAGCAGUGAGGACAGCCAGCCGCUUGGUGCAGGAGAAACACAUUACAGGAUCACCACACCGUGUCGGUUUCACUCAGCAGCGCACUUUAACACUUUAACACGCUCUGAAGAAUUCUGUUCAUUUCUGACUCGGCUCGUCCAUGUUUCCGUGACGUCACACACAAGCGCCGGGGUCUGACGUCAGAGCUGCAGUGACAGGAGCUGAGUGUGUGUGUUGGUUACAGAGCAUUGGUCAGACCCAUGUGUCGAUGGAGAGGCGUGCUGCUGCUGCAGCGUCUGUGCUGGACGAGUCAUGUGACCCAGGCUCUGGCUCUGUGCGUGCUGACGUUCGGUGUGCUCCUGCCCCUGUGCUGCCAUCGCUGUCUCUACUCCUACUACUUCCUGAAGUCCUGGUACCUGGAGCAGAAGAGUGAUGAGGCCCUGAGGCGGAGCUAUGAGGACGGACAGGAGGCGCUCGCAUACUGGCGGGACGUUGUGGUGGGCGGAGCUGUGCAGGGGGACGUUUCCGAGCAACCAGAGCUGCUGGUGACGGUGGUGACGGCACGCAGGGUCGAUGGGCUGCAAUAUCACUACCUGCUGCAGGUGAUGCGGCGGUUGGACGUCCUCCUGCAGGGGUGCGGUGACACCCUUUCUGCAGCUGUGCUGGUGUGCGACGUUGAAAGCAGUCCCCAAGACAACGAGGACGCCGUGCUGGUGGAGAAGCGGUUCCGUGUGGUGAGGCGGGGGAAGGGCAUGGACCAGUACACGAAUGUGUUUGAGAAGGAAAAGAGAGAUUAUGUGUUCUGUCUGCGUCAGAGCAUGGAGACGGUGAAGCCGAGGAACGUGGUGGUGCUGGAGGAUGACGCUCUGCCCAACACCGACUUCUUCUCCAUCAUCCGUGAUUUACUCAGCCGCCGGUUCAUUUUACGCUCACUGUACGUUAAAUUAUAUCAUCCUGAACGGCUGCAGCGCUACUGGAACCCGGAGCCGUACCGAAUCCUGGAGUGGGUGGGGCUCGGCAUGUUUGGGGCGUCAACGAUUCUUCUUUUCCUGGCCGCCUUCCCUCGAUUCUCUCCGCCCUUCUCCAUGCCUCUCUUCCUCUUCCUGAUGGCCUACAUCAUGGUGGGGACAGAGCUUAUAGGGCGGCACUACCUGUUGGAGCUGAGGCGUGUCUCCCCACAGCUGUAUGCUGUGUCUCCAGCCACCGAGUGCUGCACGCCCGCCAUGUUGUUCCCGGGGAACACGUCCUUCCAUGCCGCUGAGCUGCUGGACGCUGCCACAUGCAUGAGGGGAAACGCCAAGGACAUGGUGCUGUACCGCCAUGCAGGCUCCGCCCACAGCCUCGAACCUAAUGCUAUACAACACAUUGGGGCGUUUUCCUCUGUCAGAGCAAAUCCACUGCACCCACAACUCCUCUGAUCCACGGAUCUGCCCCUGUGGGUCUAUGAGAUCAGUCUCAGUCUGAAUCAGUUGGGUUGUCCACUUGUCAAAAAAUUGUUGAAAAUAAUUCAGAAUCAAACUGGAUAUGAAUCAGUAAUCAUUCGUACUGUAGAGGCUGGUCAGAAUCAGUUUCUCUCUUUCCCACUGAGACCUCAACACAUGGGCUUGGAUCAACUCUACAACCAUCAGAUGGAGAGAACUGUGUCUCUGUCCUGGAUCUCUUUUCUGCACUGGACCUGGAAGUGCCUUUUCCCUCCAUCAGGAAUGAAACCUUUGACCUUCACUGCCGCUGUCUGAGCUCAAUGGAGACUCGGUGUUUGUUUAUACACACAGACAGCUGACUCUCAUCCUGGCAGGCUGAUUUGACCUUGACCUUUAGUGGUGCUCACCAUGCAUGUUAGACAGCUUCCUCCCGAUCUUAUUGGCUGUCUGUGAUAUGCAAAUCAGUCAGAUAAUGCUGUCAUAAUCAGCUGUCGGACACGCGGGAUUACCUUCAGCACUCAUUAAUGAGUCUUGAUGCUCAGCUCUUGUACACUACCUAUUGCAUUUUGUCCUGUUUUUACUGCUGCAGUGAAACACAGUUAUCUGUCUGUAGGGCUGAAUCGAUCACGCUGAGCAGAGAAUGGGUAACACUUCAAUUUAUUAAAUCUGUAAACACCAAACCAAAACUCAACCUGAGAGCUGAGAUAAUCGAGUGAACCUGUGUGUGUGAUUUUAUUUUAUUUUCUUUAUAAAUCUUCCUGAUGCAAUGCUGUCCUUUCCAGGAUGCUGUAUUUUGCUGUUUAAAAGAUGUGAAUGAUGAUUUAUACUCAACACAAAGUUCAUAUUUUUACACAAGUGUUAUGAAGUGUGUGUGCAUGUUUACAGAGACAAUGAAACAGUAAACAAUCAAAUCCACCAAUAAAUCAAAUUUUCCAUUGAUGGACGUGUGAGUUUAAA